Messenger RNA from Camelus dromedarius (Arabian camel), 6605 nucleotides. It is a transcript of the gene NMNAT1, whose product is annotated as nicotinamide nucleotide adenylyltransferase 1. Gene Ontology annotation, cellular component: nucleus. Gene Ontology annotation, molecular function: nicotinate-nucleotide adenylyltransferase activity; nicotinamide-nucleotide adenylyltransferase activity. Gene Ontology annotation, biological process: NAD+ biosynthetic process. The record is from RefSeq and is a predicted model, not a curated record. The transcript has 7 exons. Lineage: Eukaryota; Metazoa; Chordata; Mammalia; Artiodactyla; Camelidae. Bases 579 to 1436 code for a protein of 285 amino acids.
CAAUGAGGGAGCGGCCGCGGGUGUUACCUUCGCUGGCGUCCGGGCUGCCGGUCGUCUCCCGGAGGACUCGGACCGGUCGGCCCUGAGGACGUGAGUUACAAUUUGGAUGUGAAGUCACCAUUCUCAGCCCAACCUAGAGAAGACUGUUGACACUCAAGUUAGAAUGGUUCCAAUAACCUACCUUGCAGAAUGCUUCAGAUUCACAGAAUUUACUUUGUAAAACCCACAGCUCAGUGUCCCCUGGGGAAUGGUCCCUGAAACUUGAGACGGGUGGGGCUGAAACUGACACUGGACUCCAGCUGAACCCAACCCCUCCAUCCUAGUCCUGAGAAGUGCUCCGUAGCGGCCGGAUAUCCUGAUACCCCUGUAGGCCCAGGGGACUGUGGGGGUGUGGUAUUCACCGCUGCCUGCCGCACAAUACCACGGGUACUUUGCAUGGGAAUUGGGGGACGGCCUGAGGAUGGAAGGGGGAAACAAGCCCCAAGUGAAUCCUGGUAUUCUCCAUGGGAUGAUAACUGAAAGACAAUACGAGAGGUGUAAGACUCUUCCAUUUAGAUCCACAACUUCAAAUUCUCAGCAUGGAAAACUCAGAGAAGACAGAAGUGGUUCUCCUUGCUUGUGGUUCCUUUAAUCCUAUCACCAACAUGCACCUCAGGCUGUUUGAGCUGGCCAAGGACUACAUGAAUGGAACAGGAAAAUACAGGGUUAUCAAAGGCAUAAUUUCUCCUGUCGGUGAUGCAUAUAAGAAGAAAGGACUCAUCUCUGCCCAUCACCGACUUAUCAUGGCCGAACUCGCCACCAAGAACUCAAACUGGGUGGAAGUUGACACAUGGGAGAGUCUUCAGAAGGAGUGGGUGGAGACUGCCAAGGUGCUAAGACACCAUCAGGAGAAACUGGAGGCUAGCGCCUGUGAUGACCAGCAGAGCUCACCUGUGCUGGGAAGGCCUGGACGGAAGAGGAAGUGGGCUGAACAAAGACAAGAUUGUAGUCAAAGGAAAUCCCCAGAGCAAACAAAAACAAAAGAUGUGCCAAAGGUAAAGUUGCUGUGUGGAGCAGAUUUCCUGGAGUCCUUUGGUGUCCCCAAUCUGUGGAAGAGUGAGGAUAUCACCAAAAUAGUGGGAGAAUAUGGGCUUAUAUGUGUUACUCGGGCUGGAAAUGAUGCUCAGAAAUUUAUCUAUGAAUCCGACGUGCUGUGGAAACACCAGAACAACAUUCACUUGGUGAAUGAAUGGAUCACCAAUGACAUCUCAUCCACCAAGAUCCGACGAGCAUUGAGAAGGGGCCAGAGCAUUCACUACUUGGUACCAGAUCUUGUCCGAGAAUAUAUUGAAAAGCAUAAUUUGUACAGCUCGGAGAGUGAAGAGAGGAAUGUUGGGGUUAUCCUGGCUCCUUUGCAGAGAAACAUUGCAGAAGCUAACACAGAAGAAAUUCUCUAGCAUGAUGUUUUGGGCUUCCUUUUUGGGAAUUUGAAACAAUAUGGGUGUUACUAACCGGGGAAAGGAAUUCUGGUCCUCUCUAAUAAACUAAAGUUUGAAAGUUGGGUAAAAAUCAGUGGUAAAUUAAAAUCAGGUUUAUCUUUUCAUCAGAAAUUGUGAUGAAUGUUUUCAGUAUUUUUUUUUGAAUAUGCAAGUCCCUUUAUCUUUAAAACAAGAGUUAGCAGCGCUGAAACCAAAAGAACAUUCAGUCAGACUAACCACAAAGCAAAUUUAAAAAGGAUAUCCUGGCUUUACCACAUAAAGAGAAAGUAUGAAAAGUUAAGAGUCCAUUUGAGAUCCUAACUUUAGGUAUGAAGGGAAUGAACAUUUUAUGCAUGCCUGUUUCUGGGCAGCCCUCACCCAUGGUGGCCAAAGAAGUCAUUCUCAAAGUAGUGAACUUGUAAAAUGCAUCGCUGAUGAGUCAUCUCCAGCUAUGCAAAAUGCAGUCUGUGAAUGGCCUGGCAGAAACUUGAUGCCGGUAGUUGGUUCUGUGUAGCACACAUCAGAAGGCCAGUGAAGCUUUGCUAAGGCACGCUUGCCUGGAGCACCACCUUUGGAGGUAGAGAGAGGGGUCCAAGCCCUCUAGUGUUUAGAAAGGUGCACAGGUGUCUUUGAUGCCCACAAGAGCUAAGGAGUCUCCUGCCUCUGCAUGUUCUGCGCAUUCUCUUAGCACAGCCCAGCUGCAGCUCAUGUUCUAGUCCUGGCCAUCUGCCGACCUUGUACCUUCAGGAACAACCUCAGAGGGGACGUCGUUCCACCUGGAACAGAGAACCACAGACAGUGGGAGAUCUCAUUCAAGGGCUUUAUGAAGCAUGAAUGCUCUUCACUUUACUGAUAGCUUAAUAAUCAAACGAUGAAUGGAUGUGAGGAAUGCCACACUGGGCCAGCCCAGCAGUUCCUUUAGCUCAGAAUUUUGGACACUGGCCAAUGACUUGUGGAAGAACCAUGAUCCAUGAUCUCAAGGUGAAACACUUGAAGAGCCCUGCUGUUCCUCUCCGGCCCACUGCGAAGCUGCCAUUUGUGAAUUUAAGCAGAAAAAGAGUCUGUUUUCUUACACCUUUUCUCUUCUUGUCCUUUGGUAUGAAGUUUAACCAAAGUAGAGCACUCAGAUAAUAAGUGAAGUCAUAGCUUCACGUUAAAAGCACAAACCUGUUACAUGGUUUGCUACAGAUUAGAAUUUUGUGGAAGUUCUACCAGUUAGGAAAGCAAAAAAGACCAGAAAUAGCUUUUUCUAGAAUAGUUUUAUGGUUCAUGAAAAUCAUAUUGUGAUAGAAACAGGAGUGAAAUUAAAUUUCAAGUGAAAAUAGAAUAAUCUACCUUUACUUACCUGUCCCUAGUAAUUUACACUUCAUACCUACACCAGUCUAGUUGAAGGAGAUACACCUCUGCGGAAGAAGAAAAAAAAACUUACACCAGUGGAAUUUUAUAGUCAGGUCUGAAUCCACAGGCUAACAAAGGAAGAUGUUAAAUAAAAUUGGCAAAUUUGUAAAUUCUGCAGCUCCUGACUUAUUCUCACUAAAGCCAAGGAGCCAGCUUCUCGAAGACAGAGGGGAGUGCAGAGCCUGGCAUCUAGUAGUUACAGUCUCUUGCCUGCCGGAUGAAUGAAAGGUUAUGAUCGCAGAGUGUGGAGAUGGUCAUCCUCAGCUUUUUGGAGUUUACCAAGAGUUGGAACAGCACCGACAAGUAACAAUCUAGAAGCGGAUGAAGCUGUCAGAAUUUAAGUUUGAUUUCUUCUUCUGGAAAACUUCGCUCAGGUCAUCUGAAGUACGUGUGAGCUGCAGGGAGAUUCCAGUGCUAGAAACUUCUCUUCUACUGUGAUGCCUUUCAACCCAGAAGUGCCCACACCCUGCUCAGCUGUGAGUACACUGACUUCAGGACCCACUGGCUAAGGCAUAUGGGGACCCUCCCAGGAGACCUGGUGACAGUGAAAUGGUCCUAUUAUUGUGCUGUUUAUGGAUCAACAAACUUUGGACAUAGAACCAGCUACUUGGCUUUUUGUCCCAGUACCAAGAAUGCUGCUAAUGAAUGCCACAGUGUCAUAGCAUAGUUUUGGGUAUCCUUAAGGACAGAACUUCCUCUUCAGAUAAUGGAAAUUAGGACAGUGAAUUUCACAGCGGGUUAGAUAUUAGUUAGUGGUGUGACUUCCAUUGAGGAAGAUGAAAAUAUGCCAUUGUUUACCCCCUACCAUGCUAUGUUCAUACUUGGCUUUUGUGACGUGAAUUUAGAGUUUAGGAAGUAAUGUCGUGCUGGUGUUUUGUUUGAUGCUGGUGUUCUGUGUGUGCGGUACUCCUUUACCCCUUCCGUUGUUUGUGUAACCUGACCCAGCAGACGAGCCCUGAGUAAGAGCCCUUCGCUGCAGCUUCAUUCAGCUGAGCUUGCAGCACGUGGAGAGGUCUUGCGUAGUUUACCUGUUCAGUGGACAAGUGUGAACAGCACUUGUUAGCAGUUCCUUGGAACUAGGGCAGUGACUGUCCAGUCAGAUUCUGUCAAGCGGUUGAUUUAGCUUCAUCUCCUUGCAUCAAAGGAUGCUCGCUCUUUUUCUGCCCCCUUGAGUAUCUCAUGAUAGGGUGGGAGGAAACACCUCCCCAAGGUCAGCAUGCAUGCACGGUAGUGGCAAGGCUGCUGUCAUCCUUACCCCAGCCUCUCGGAGUCACUUCUCUGGGAGCCCAGAAGUCACUCUGUUAUGAAAUGGCUCCUUUAACUGUAUUUCUGAGUGCCAUGGGACAUCCAUUCCUGCCAUUCUCGUAAUUGUUCCCAAAGGCUUCUUGAUCUAAAAUGUCCACCGCAGCAUCUAACUGUGAGGAUGCAUAUCCCGUGUCCAUCUCUAAAAUCUGUACCUCAUUUAUCAGUGGUGCUGUUUGAACUUGACAGUGCCAGCGCUUACUGAGCACGUCCUGUUUGCCCGGCACGUGCUACCGUGUGCCUUAGAUACAGGAGAUGGACAUGAUUCGGUGACUUGUGUAAAUAGCAAAACUGAAGCUUGAAUGAGCAGUUUGUCUACAGAACCCGUGCUCUUAACCUCUCUGCUCCUUGUAUAACAUCAUUACUUUUCAGAGAAUGAAGUUUUAGCCCAAUCUUCACAUUUUCAUCACCUAAAGUGGAUAAAUGCAAAUAAAUACAACUUUCAACAGUAUGACAGUCUGGUGGGUUCAGUCCACACAGGUGGACUCAGUUGAACUUGCCCAGUGUUAGCAGCUCUUGGAACUAGAGCAGUGAACACCUGCUCAGAAGGCGGGACCUGAGCCACAGUUCACUCCUAACCAGCAGAAAGAGAAAGAAAAGCACCCAGGUGCCCGUGCUUGUGGUGUAACGUCAUCCUGCAGCACGGUGGCCUGUGAGACAGAGAGGAAGGAGCUUCUGCCUGGGAGGUGGGUUUCUAGGUCCCGGCAUGUCAAUCAGCCGACUGGUGGGAGUCAUUUGCCUCUCAGUCCCCCUUGGUAGAAUAAAGCGAUGAUCUCUGAGGCCCCUUCCAGCUCUGAAGUGUUGUGGCCCCGAUGGAGAGAUGCCACUCGCACUGGCUUCUCAUCUCUCUGAGCUGCCACCUGUCCCUUCCCUUCUGCAUGACCAGGAAGCGUUUCUCAGAACACUCGUUAUGUGAGAUGCCAAAGGGAGCACAGUCUUUGCCGCCAGGCCGCCUGUGGGGAGGCAGGGAGGAGAAAUGCUGUAUUUGAAGCAUCAGCAAGGAAUAUUCCAGAGUCAUUGCUGACGGCUUCCCAAAAGAGGGCCCACAGGUCCUGCGGGACAGGAAACACAGGACAGAGGGCGUUGCAGGUGGGGCUGCUGCCACUACAGAUGAUUUGUUGUUUAUCGGAAGUUUGAAAAGUCCUGUUUCUGUUUUGUUUUUUGCCAACUGAGGCAUCUUAGAUGGAAAGAAAAAGCUGAGGAGAGGUGUGGGGAAGAACGGACCAGGGCUUCGACUGAGGCCAGGCGCGGGGGAUGGGAUGUGGGGGCACACAGGAGGGAGGCUGGGAAAAAACAUGAGGUUUUUGACCUGCUACAGCGCCACCCGGCACAUGGUGGAGAUUCCCGUUCUCUGCUGUGACUCCUCCUCGGGGCAGCUGGCCCUCCUGCUGGUGAAGUUACCACCUCCAUUUCAGCACUGGGAGUCAGGUCCCUUUCUGCAUCAAGUGUCGUAUAAGUCUGAGUGACUGCAGCGGACACUGUUUCCCUAAUCAAGUUAAACUGCUUGAUAAGUUUUUCCAAACCAGUGGGUAACAUGACAAAAAUUACACUUUAAAACAUUAGGGAAAUUUUCAAACAUAGACAAAAUUAGUGAUAAAAGUAUAACGAACCCCUGUGUAUCCAGGUCUUGCCCUGGAACUGGAUCAAGCUCCCUGAUGGCAUUGCUUCCUUGAGUUAGGGAGGGGAGGUACGGAUGGGGUGCAGUUUACCAUAAUGUCCACCCCAUUCUUUGCUGGACCAGUGUCAGACUCCAUCGGGUGCUGGAAGAGUACGUCCACUCCGAGUGCCCUCAUCAUUCCCAUCCAUUACCACUAGGAGAAGCAGGGCUUUGACACAGAUUUGGGACCUCACGUUGGCUCUAAUUUUAUGGUUUACUUUGCCAGUAUCAAAUAGAACGAAAGAAGGGGCUCACAUUUGGCCAAGUAACUUUCUCUCCUCUUUCUUCUCCAGAGAUAACUUUGGUCCUAGUCUAGAAGAAAGGUCUUGGAAUUGUAGAGGAGAAAAUUACUCCUCCCAUGGGCAAAUCCAGGCUAUGCCCACUCCAACUGAAAUUCAGCCCUACCCGCGAUAGAUGGCUCUUGCUCCAGCUGGCAGAAAACCACAUGAACCAGCACAAAAGCUAAGCCAUUGUUAGUUAUUUCUGUGCCUUUCAUUUUUCAGGCCAACGUUUAGAACAAUGAGAGUUUAAGGAUAGGAAGGAAAUAUGAUUUCUCUGUGUCCUGUUCCCUUAGUCAUCUGGAUCUUAAACAGGUUUCAGAAAUCUGGUCAGAGUUCAUAGUUCUGUGCCCUUUAAAUGGCAACGUACAACUAAUCUCAGGGUUUGAUGUCAGCCUGUCAUAUUCCACCAAAGGAAUCAAUGUUUUAUCAUUACCAGAACCAGUAGCCCCAUUCUGGGCAAGGCAAUGUCACUCUGGUUUCUCAAUAAAAAUGGCGUUUCUUCUUUGGAAA